ACCCCGGCGGCCGCUUUCUGUAGAGGUUUUUUUUUUUAAACCGGCGAGGCAGAGGCGGGUGCUCCUUCCUGUCCCAUGGCGGGCGGUUAAGGGCGUCCUUCCCCACGUGCUCGCGCUUCAGGGCGGCGCAGGCCUCAGCCGCCCCUUCCUUGCUCCCGCCAUGGCGGACGAGCUGCACGAGAAGUUCCUGACCCCCGACGAGCCCGGCGCCCUCCUCUCGCCGCCGCCCCGCGCUCCGGGCAGCCUCAGCUUGGGCGACGAAGGCCCCGCCUGUCUGGACGUCAGCGACUUUGGGUGCCACCUCUCCUCCUGCCACCGCACCGACCCGCUGCGCCGCCUCCACGCCCACAGGUGGAACUUGACUUCUUGUGGAACGAGUGUCGCCAGCUCAGAGUGCAGUGAGGAACUGUUUUCUUCUGUGUCUGUUGGUGACCAGGAUGACUGUUACUCUCUGUUGGAUGAUCAGGAGUUGACAUCAUUUGAUUUGUUCCCUGAGGGUAGCGUCUGCAGUGAUGUCUCUUCUUCUAUUAGCACGUAUUGGGAUUGGUCGGACAGUGAAUUUGAAUGGCAGUUGCCCGGCAGCGACAUUGCAAGUGGAAGUGACGUGCUAUCUGACAUCAUACCUAGUAUUCCAAGCUCUCCUUGCCUACUUCCAAAAAAGAAAAAUAAGCACAGGAAUCUUGAUGAGCUGCCAUGGAGUGCAAUGACUAAUGAUGAACAGGUUGAAUAUAUUGAAUAUCUGAGUCGUAAAGUCAGCACUGAGAUGGGGCUUCGAGAGCAGCUUGAUAUUAUUAAAAUUAUUGAUCCCACUGCUCAGAUAUCUCCUACAGAUAACGAGUUCAUUAUAGAACUAAAUUGCCUCACUGAUGAAAAGCUAAAACAGGUCAGAAACUAUAUCAAGGAGCAUGGCCCUCGGCAGCGGUCUGCAAGAGAGAACUGGAAGCGAAGUGGUUACAGCUGUGGGAGUGCCAGUGGUGUGAGUGGUGCCAGCGCCAGCAGUAGCAGUGCCAGCAUGGUCAGCUCAGCAAGCAGCAGUGGUUCCAGCGUUGGCAACUCUGGUUCGAACUCCAGUGCAAACAUGAGUCGCGCGCACAGUGAUAGUAACUUAUCUACAAGUGCUGCAGAGCGAAUCCGGGACUCAAAAAAACGUUCUAAACAACGCAAGCUGCAACAAAAGGCUUUGCGGAAGAGACAGCUGAAGGAGCAGAGGCAGGCUCGGAAGGAGAGGCUAAGUGGCUUGUUCCUUAAUGAAGAGGUGCUUUCUUUAAAAGUGACGGAGGAGGACCAUGAAGGAGAUGUGGAUGUCUUAAUGUGACAGGGAUGAACUUCUCAGUGUUCUUUCUAAGCCUUAAGCGGAUCCUAUUGUUUACAUACAUACACUUCUACCAAAACUAUGGUUAGAUGCGGGGCUCACUAUCUAUUGUAUGUUGUUCAUCCAUAUAUUUUAGAAAUACUAAUUUUGCAAGUGAUAAGAAGUCAAGAAGGUAUCUUUAAAAAAGUAGGCUAGCAUAUUUAACUUUCAAAAUGUCUUUCCAUGCCAUUGAAAAAGGUUAGAUUUCCUCCUUAAUUCCACUAAAAGUGACAGUGUGUUAGAAGUAAUUUUCAUCGGCAGCAAUCUGGCCUCAACUAUUUGAUAUUGUGUACAAAUAACUCCUAGAAUUAUUUUCCUUGUCUUCCUGCUGCAGUUGUACUAAAUCAUAAUUCUAUGGGCAGUCAUUUUAGAUUUCCCAAAACUGUCAUUGUAACUUCAUUUAGUUCAGGGCUACCCUCUUUGUGUGGUCAGCCCUGUCAACUAAUGCAGCCCAGGUGAGGACUGUUACCAAGUGUCCGGCAAGCCACAAUUCAUGGAUAACAGACUGUUUUCAACUUGAUGGCUUGCAAGUUAUGCAGGCCUGAUUUAUGCUUGAUUUAAAUGGGAUCUUGGCUGAAGCAAAAACACUCACACAGCAUGUUGUUUAAAUUGGGCUGCUACUUGUGCAAAGAAGCUAUGUGGUGCGCACAGCUGUUCUGUAUGGGUAGCAGCACAGUUUAUAUGAGAUAUUGUGGGAGUGCCAGUCCCAUAUGGGAGUGUUUUUUCCUUGGCCAGUGUAAGGUUUAAACCAAGCCUUAUAAAGCGAUGGGACAGUCUGAUAAAAGGAAAUUACGCAUGUAGCUUUUACAUGUUCUAAAUUUGUAGUGUCAUGUGCCUUAAAAUUAGAGACCUCCUGUUUAAAGUCAGGGAUAUGGGGAGAAAAUUGAAAAGCUGAGAUGUUCUGGCAAAGUUCCUUUGGAGUUCACCCCUGGAGAACAUCCAACUUUAAGAAGUUAAAUAUUAGCCACUGUCAUUCCGUUAAAUUUGAAUUUCACAGUGAAAAGUGAGACUUUUAUCCUAACGGUGUCUGAAUGCUUUUUAGAUAAAAACGCACACUUUUCUGCUAAGUUUAAUGGCUACAUUGAUCUAAUGUGGUUAAUGCUGAUUGUUGCAUUUCUAGAAAUACCAUGUGGCAGUACAAUGUAUAAACCAGUUAAGCAGAUUUCUUUGAAAGAAUGCUUAAACAUUUUCAGUGGAGCUACCUCUACAUUGCUUAGCGUCUGUAAUGUAUGAAUCUGUCCUUUAGGUUAGAAGUGUAUGGUGCAUUGAUACACGUUAUAAAUUCAUUAAACACUGGAUUUUUAUGUUUAUCUUUUGGAAAAUACUUACCUUUCCUUGUAUUUAAAAUCAGCGUCCAGUCCUUGUGGUAACUCAAGCUCUGACUGGAGCAUGGAGUCUUGUUCCACUCAAACAGACCGAUAAUCCCCUCCAGUGAUAGGAGGUGUUAGGAUGGAGCCAAAGACUCUUUUGGAUCCAGCCAGUUUGUUUUAAAGUAUUUUACUGGUUACUGAGUACUUUGAAGCAUGUGUGAUGCAACUGUGCUGUUCAGACCAGUGAGCUCUAGAUUUGAGAGGGGAGAGACAACUCCAUAUUACAGUUUAGUUGGUCUCAAUACUUCGCACUUGCUCUCUGCGUGCUUCUUCCUAAGUAGCCUUGUCUUUGCUUUGAGCACAUUGUUUGUUUUCAAAGCUAGGUUGUCUUUCUGAACCAAACAUCCUGAUACCUAGUGAACAUCUGUUUUGUGCCCAGUUAGUGCUGUCAAUUCAUAAAUUAAACUGCUUUUUGGUUAACAGUUGUCCUAAAGACAGUAUAUAGGGUUUUAAAAAAUUCUAUAGUGGAUGCUUUUUAUGCUUAGUAAUACAUGUUAGCCAGUAGAGAGGACCUGCUUGGUAGCUGUCCUUUUGUGUCAUGUUUACUGUGAGCUCUGUAAAAGCUGCAUAAAAAUUUAAUUUAAACAGUAUAAGGAAGCAAACAGUUUGUUUGCAUCCUUGGAAAUAACUUCUUCAACAAGGCUUAGAAGGAGCACUGAAAACCUUUUUGGAAAAGGCCACUAUUCUCUUAAAUCUAAUUACAUAAGAAGAACUGACAUUACUUAGUUCACACUUUGCAUGUGUGUGUCUGCGUCCAGUUUUUUCUUGAGCUAGAAAUCUUUUGAAAUUUAAGUGGAUAAUGUUUUUGUAAAGCAGAAUAAAGGCUGCGACGCUCUGGGUUUGUACAGAAUGCUUGCUUAAGAAGUUGGUAGUCCCAACAUCUGAUCUCUUGGUUCACAGUAAAUAUUUUUAUUUUUCUACAUGUUGGUCAAAGAAAAUAUGGAAGGCUUCUCUGGCCAAACACUGCAUAAAAAACCUGUAUAUAUUAAUUUUAAGCCCUUUAAGGGUGGUGUAUAAUACUUGUAGAAACUCUUAUAGUACAUUCGCAAAAUUUCAUAUUAAUACUGACAUAAAUGACUUAAUAGUGCUCAUAUUCUCCCCCACCCCCCGGCCAUCCCCAGUUUAUUCAGCAAUAGAUGUAACAGCCUUUCAAGCAUUAACAUGUUCUGAUUUCUUGGUAAUCAUCCCCAAACUUUCCUGUUACAUCUUUUAUUGGAUCAAUGCUUCUGCACUACUUGCACUGCCAGAUAACUUUGAUUUGGCAAAUAAGACAAAAUGUAUGCAGUAGAGGGCCACUAACAUGACUUUAGCCAAGAUCAAAUCAUGUGUUUGUUGCAGUGAAAGAGGAGAUUGAAGAUAUGCCAAUGGCUUUUAAAUGUUUUAUUAAUAUACAUAAGAAUUGCUUCAUAAUAGCCCAUACUGGUACCCUGAGUAUAUAUGCUUCAUUACCAAAGCAGGAAGGAUGUUGUCUAGCUUUGGAGAAUAUGCUUCAGAGGUCUUAAAAUAUAUUUAAAUCCGGACUAUUUUUCCAAGCUGUCUGCUAAUAUCUGUAUUAUGUGCCGAAAUGCACUUGUGAAUAUAUACAUAUAUAUAUAUAUACACACACACACACAAACAACUGUUCACUGUACAUUCUGUAUCUACUUGCUACAGUGUUUAUAGAAAAUCUUUUUUCUGUUUCUUGGCUGUUGUGAAGGAUUUAACAGAGGUAUAAAAACACUGGGGACUGUCUUGUUUCCCUUAAGCUCUUAGCUGUAUUUUAAAAUAGUCUCAUGAAUAUGGUAGUAUGGGACAGUAUUA
Molecule: messenger RNA, 4521 nt
Organism: Eublepharis macularius
Lineage: Eukaryota; Metazoa; Chordata; Lepidosauria; Squamata; Eublepharidae
Gene: FAM199X
Product: family with sequence similarity 199, X-linked
Exons: 6
Coding region: 161-1315 (384 amino acids)
Source: RefSeq, a predicted model, not a curated record